AUGGCACAAAUAAUUAAUGUAAAAGAUAGUCAAUGUAAAGCAGAAUCGAUUGAUAAUUCUGAUCUAGAAUGUUGUAAGAAUUGCGGACAUCUGUGUGAUCCAUACAAUAAACCCGCAUUACGCUGUAAUGAAUGUUCAAAAAAGAUUCAUAUUGAAUGUUUAAAACGAGGAAGUGUUCCAGUAUCUUUUGUAGGAGAUGUAUUUUUUGAUUUGACUUGUCCUCACUGUAGUUCUUUUGGUGAAGAAAUAGUAGCACGUAAUAGAAUGCCUUGGCUUAAUGUGAUUGUACUGACAUUGUAUAAUUUACGUGAAAAAUCCAGUGGUAUCAGUAAAAGAGGCUACUUUCAUUGGAAAUCUGAUAUUAGUACUUUUGUUGACCGUAAUUGGGAUUACUUAUUUAAAAAGACAGUUAAAAGAAAAAAGAAUUGGAUUGGCACAAUAUCUGGAACUCUUUCUCAUUAUAGUGGAAUAUUUUUUAAAUCAGGAACAACAGAAUUAGGAGAAUCUGGAUGGUGGAGAUUGAUGGACAAUGAUCCACCUGAAGUUCUUAUUGCUAAAAAUGAAAAAAUGAUAUUGGAUCGUAAAAAACAAGUUGGCAAUCAAGUGAAAUCAGUGACAAAAUUACAUGAUAGUCCAACUCCAUCAGAAUCAAGCAUUUCAGUUGGAGAAGACAAUAGUUUUGGAAGUGGACCAGUGAAGACUCAAGAAUGCUCUGCAUAUUCACAAGCAUAUAUUCAACCUGACAAAACAUUAUUAGAUUUUUUACUUGAAGAGGAUGAAUUAAACAACAUGGAAAUUGAAGAUGAUAUGAUUUCUAAUGAGCAAAGUGACACACCAUCUUUGUCUGAUUUAAUAAGAGAUUGCCAAUAUCAGACAAAUAAUUUCCAUUUUUCACAAUUAUUGGAUGACUUCACAUCUGAGUGGACAUCAACUACAGAUGCUGUAUCUGAAAAUCUUAGUAGUAUUAAAACAGAUCAAAUAAAGGAGGAUGAAGAUGAACAAUAUGAUGAAGACAGCAGUGACAGUCUAAGUUCUGUCCAAGAACAACCACCUCUUUCUUUGUUUAAAACAGUACAACGACGACCGUGGCCAUGGCAAAGAAAUAUUAUUGAAGAGAAAAUUCCGCGCAUGACACAUCAAGAAGAAGUGUAUUUAUUACAACAAGUUAAUAAGUCAGUUCUUAAUUCUGCACCUUCAGAGAUCAGACGAUUUUAUCGAAAACUAACUGUACGAAAGUUGAAACGAGAAUACGGUUUACCUAUACUGGACAUCGAUAAUUUUGGAUGUAAAACGGAAAUACUCGACAAACCUUUAAAAGACUCUGGCAGAGUCUUGGAUCGAUUUUUUGGUGAUGAUUUAGGUCCAUUUGAACAAAGACUGCAAGGAUACAAUGAACCCACGUCUGUACAUAGUCCAUACACGAAUAGACUCUUAAAACCAUUUAUAAGAAGAGACACUUCAUGCCGUCCUUUAUGGUUAAAAGUAAUGGAAGAGCUUCGCACUAAAGUUAAUAAACCCAAUCCUAAAUGGAAAUCACCACUAACAGCACCGAUUGAUUAUUCUUACGUGAGGCCGCAACACAUUCCUGCGAUUAAUAGUCUAUGUAGUCAAUUUUUUUGGCCUGGCAUCGAUUUAACGGAGUGUUUACAGUACCCCGACUUCAGCUGCGUGGUUUUGUACAAAAAGCUAGUCAUUGGAUUUGCAAUUUUAGUUCCUGAUGUUGGUUACAAUGAAGCUUACAUAUCAUUCUUUUUAACCCGUCCCGAGUGGCGUAGAUCUGGCAUAGGAACAUUUAUGCUUUAUCACCUAAUUCAAACGUGUAUGGGCAAAGAUGUCACGCUACAUGUUUCAGCUACCAAUCCUGCAUUAAUUUUAUACCAGAAAUUUGGUUUUAAGGUAGAAGAAUUUAUUCAAGACUUUUACGAUAAAUACAUGCCUUCAAAUUCACGAGAAUGUAGACAUGCGUUGUUCUUACGUUUAAGUAGAUAA
Messenger RNA from Habropoda laboriosa, 1989 nucleotides. RefSeq names its product cysteine-rich protein 2-binding protein (gene Atac2). The record is from RefSeq and is a predicted model, not a curated record. Lineage: Eukaryota; Metazoa; Arthropoda; Insecta; Hymenoptera; Apidae. The coding region runs from base 1 to 1989 and encodes 662 amino acids. Gene Ontology annotation, molecular function: acyltransferase activity, transferring groups other than amino-acyl groups. The transcript has 6 exons.